This is a messenger RNA of Metopolophium dirhodum (rose-grain aphid), 510 nucleotides long. RefSeq lists its product as uncharacterized. NCBI's taxonomy places the organism in Eukaryota, Metazoa, Arthropoda, Insecta, Hemiptera, Aphididae. The transcript has a single exon. Gene Ontology annotation, molecular function: nucleic acid binding. The record is from RefSeq and is a predicted model, not a curated record. Bases 1 to 510 code for a protein of 169 amino acids.
AUGGACAAUGCACCGUACCAUUCUGUCAAAAAAGACCUGGUUCCUACAACGGCUUGGAAAAAAGACGACAUAAUAAAUUGGUUGAAGUCUAAAGAUAUUGUUUUCGAUAAACCGAUGUUGAAAUUUCAAUUGCUUGAUAAGGUAAACGAAAUUAAACCUCUUCACAAUAAAUAUGUAAUUGUCGAAGAAGCUUUGAAAACAAAUCGACAUGUAUUACGUUUGCCACCUUACCAUUGUGAACUUAAUCCAAUAGAACUUGCGUGGUCUGUAGUAAAGAAUCAUGUUAAGCAAAAAAAUACAACAUUUAACCUAAAUUAUGUUAAAAAAUUGCUGAUUGAAGGUGUCCAGAAAGUGACUUCUGACAUGUGGGCCAAUUUCGAUCGUCAUACUAUCAAAGAAGAAGACAAAUUGUAUGAAAUCGACUUAAUCACAGAAAUUAUGUUGGAAAAUGAAGAAUCACAUAUUAUGACAAUAACUGGUGACACUUCUUCUGAUUUUUCUGACGGGUAA